Molecule: messenger RNA, 956 nt
Organism: Lytechinus variegatus (green sea urchin)
Lineage: Eukaryota; Metazoa; Echinodermata; Echinoidea; Temnopleuroida; Toxopneustidae
Product: integumentary mucin C.1-like
Exons: 4
Coding region: 135-956 (273 amino acids)
Source: RefSeq, a predicted model, not a curated record
CUAGUAGUAUAGGCAGUUGCAGUCGAAACGUCGCAAUUUCAGUUUGCCGCAUCGUGCGUGAGACAACAGAUUAAUUCUUUACUCAAAAUUGUACAAGUUAACAAUUUGAAGAUUAUUUCUCCAAAACUCAAAUCAUGGCGCGGUUUUCAUGCUCAAUGUCUUCUGUAUUUAUAGUGCUGGCUGUAGGAAGUAUCUUAGCCACGUCCGCAUCUCCUACAACAACUCCUACAGCAACCGCUGCUCAUACAACAACCGCUGCUCCUACAACAACUGCAGCUCGUACAACAACCACUGCUCCUACAACAACCGCUGCUCCUACAACCGCUGCUCCUACAACAACCGCUGCUCAUACAACAACAGCUGCUCAUACAACAACAGCUGCUCAUACAACAACUGCAGCUCCGACAACUACAUCUAAUAUGACAACUCCAAGCAACAUGACAACAAUGAACAUGACUACCACUCCCAGCAACAUGACGACCAUCAACAUGACAACCACUCCUAGCAACAUGACGACCAUCAACAUGACAACCACUCCUAGCAACAUGACGACCAUCAACAUGACAACCACUCCUAGCAACGUUUCCACUACAGAACAACCAUUGACAACGUCUACACCUGAAUCUCGAUGGAAAGUAACAGAUAAAAGCGGUAAACUCUGUAUGCUGAUGGACUUCGAUGGAACAAUUAUUUAUGAAAAUGACAAAAAAUAUGUGAUACCUUCCACUGCGUCCAUCGCCAAGUCUUCAUGCUUGUCACCUGGGUAUUCCAGGUUUGUCCUUGAGUUUUCGUCAGACGACACCUUCUUUUGGCAGUUGAUCUUAAACUUCACGACAUCCAAGGACUCUUACCAGCUGAGAAAGAUGACAGUCAAUUUGUAUGUGUCUUCGUGUAAGUACCAAUCAGUAGCAUUCAUGGGGGGGGCGCAACAUGGCGGAUGGGGCAAAAUUCCUUGA